Lotus japonicus is the source of this 3274-nucleotide messenger RNA. RefSeq lists its product as uncharacterized. The transcript has 5 exons. The coding region runs from base 300 to 3059 and encodes 919 amino acids. Lineage: Eukaryota; Viridiplantae; Streptophyta; Magnoliopsida; Fabales; Fabaceae. The record is from RefSeq and is a predicted model, not a curated record.
UGUAUUUGAAUGUUCAAAAUACAUAAACCCCACUCUCUCCCACUCUCCCUCACUCUCAUACCCACUCUCUCUCGAACCUACAAUAAAUAAUAACGGGCCUCCAUUAAUGCACCCACCCCUACCCCUUCAUUCAUUCUUCUUUCCGAUCACACCCUCCUCACUCUCUUCUAGGGUUUCCACCUUCCUCCGAUCAACAUUCUCGCUCUCUCCGCCGUCCAUGACUCGCUGCCGUCCACAAAUCCAACGUUGCGGCACCGAACCAACCUCAAGGGAACGAGUGGAUUUACAGGCAGCGAGAAAUGCCGAAUUUGUCUCCUGAUUCUAGCUCUUGUGGUGGUGGGGUUGCAGACCAAGACUCAUUCUCAUCUAAAUUCGGGCGGAGAUCCUCUACACGUGUGUCUGGGAUUCCAAUUAAGAAGUUAUUAGAGGAAGAGAUGCCGACCAAAACUGAAUCCAAAAGAAGAUCCCCUGGUGUUAUUGCCAGAUUGAUGGGUCUUGAAGGGUUGCCGUUUCAGCAGCCUGCUAAUAAGCAGCACCAUGGUUUUUCAGAAAAACAUCCAGGGAAGGCAGCAGCGCAACUGGAGAAAACUCGAAGCAGAAGUGAUGGCCGAUCAUCUAGAAGGAGCUCCAAAGAUCCGGAAGAGUUUAAGGAUGUAUUUGAGGUCUCUGAGAUCUCAAAGGUUGAGAGUGCUAGGUAUUCAUCACAUGGGUGUGCAGACUUGAAGACCAAUGAUGCUGAAAUGUCGUUCAUUGAACAGAAGUUCAUGGAUGCCAAACGCCUUUCAACUUAUCAGGAUUUUCAUUCUUCCAAGGAAUUCCGUGAUACACUUGAGGUUUUAGACUCUAACAAGGACCUUCUGCUGAAAUACUUCAAGCGGCCAGAUUCUUUGUUUAAAAAGCAUUUGAAUCAUCUGCAAGCUCCCCCACACCAAUCACAUUCUGGACACUUGGAUACUACAAAUAUUGAAAACUAUGAACGUGACUUCAAUUGGAUGUCUGAUAGGGAAGCCACAGGGUUGAAUCACAAUAGAUUUCAUCCGAAGCAUCAUCAUGGUUUUCCUCGCCAUGACAAACGACAUCUGAUGCAUAGUUCUCCAAAAUCAUCAAAGCAUCAGUUUAAAGGUGGCUAUGAACAAGCAGCAGUCCCCACAAAGAUUGUGGUCCUGAAACCUAAUCUUGGAAAAGUGCUUAAUGGUUCCAGAGUAGUAUCGUCACCAUAUGCUUCCCAUGAUUUACUGUCGGAGCUUGGAAACCACACGGAACUUUCCGAUGUCAGAUUUAGAGACGCCAAACUGUAUCAGACAACAGGUUUGCCUGAUAGUGCUAGGUUUUGCAGGCAAGGUUCUUUGGAAUCCAGAGAAAUGGCAAAAGAAAUCACGAGGCAAGUGAAAAGUAGUCUGAACAAGGGUUGCGUGAUGCUUUCCUCUUCUAAAUUUAGAGGAUAUGCUGGGGAUGAUAGUUCAUGUAGUGUUUCUGGGAAUGAAUCUCCAGAGGAAUCGGAGGAAACGACCACAACUUUGGGAAGCUCAUUUGACAUUAAUAGCCGCAGCCGGUAUUCAUCCAAUUCUAGUGAAUCGUCUGUGAGCAGAGAGGCAAAGAAGAGACUGUCAGAGAGGUGGAAAGUGGCACACAAGUCUCAAGAGGUGCAAGUCAGCAGGAGCAGCACUCUGGCUGAAAUGCUUGCCAACCAUAAUAAUGAAAUGAAGGCUGCAUAUUUUGACAGCAUGGCUAGUAAGGAAGCUUCCCAUGAUCAAUUUGCUAGCCAUGGUGAACGUACUGGGUGGGUUGAACCAAUUGGUAUCAGCAGUAGGGAUGGAUGGAAGGACGGAUGUAUUGUAACUUUGUCAAGGUCAAGGUCUGUUCCUACUUCAUCUACAGCCUUUGGGAGUCCUAGAACAUUCUUGCGAACUGAAGCACUUCGUGAUGAUCGGUUUAUGGUGUCAAAGGAAGCCCUUAAACGGGAGAGGAAAAGAGCAACCAAGAAUCUUUAUAAUAGAGAUGGUGCGAAUACUAGAAGCACAAAAUCUGGUCAUAAGAAGUCUCUAUCAUUGCAUUCAGUAAAUCUGGAGGGUGAUGGGUUUUUUCCAGACUUCAAUACAUUUCAGAAUGAAAUGAAAAUCAAUCUUGAAGAAGAUUCACCCAAGCUAGACGUUCCAGCCACCAAAUCCUCUGCUGAGACCCUCAGAGAUACAAGGGUAGUUGCUGAUGAAGUGGUGGAUGUGGCAGAUGAAAAAGCAGUUGGUUCUUCUGAAUCUUCUUCUGAUAAGGACCUCUCAGCUGGGUCUUCCGAUGGAAGUUCAGUCUCCUCUAAACCACUACCUGGACUCGAAUCUUCCUGUAAAGAUGCUGAUCAACCCAGUCCAAUCUCAGUCCUAGAACCUUCUUGUACAGAUGAUCUGUCAUCUUCUUCUGAAUGUUUUGUAGGUCUCAGUGCUGACCUACAAGGGCUGCGAAAGCAACUCACCUUGCUGAAGUUGGAAUCUGAAGAUUAUGAGGAGGGACCCGUUCUAAUUUCAAAUGAUGAAGAUGGUGGGGAAGCAUGUACUGAAAAGUUUGAAGGGAGUCGAUGGUGUAGAACUGAAGAUAGCUGGGAAUCUUCAUACAUUAUGGAUGCCUUGUCUGAAUCUGGCUUUGAUGGGGCUGACCCAGAUACAAUUUUGGAAGUUUGGAAUUCCCUAGAAUGCCCCAUGAGCAUUUCAGUGUUUCAUGAACUUGAAAAGAGGUACUGUGAUUGGACCACUUGUUCAAGGUCUGAAAGGAGAAUGCUUUUCGACCGCAUAAAUUCAGGAAUUUUCAAGAUAUACGAGCAAUCCUUGUGCGGAAAACCUUGGGUCGGCCCUGCAACACCAGAUAUUGGUUCUCAAUUGACUGAAAAUGGGCUCCAAGAUAGUAUUGAAAGGUUGCUAGGGAGGCAAAGGGAAGUGACCGAUGACAUUUUAGGGAAGUUGCUGGUUAUGGAGUCACAGUGGUUGGACUUGGGAGAUGACAUUGAUGUCAUUGGCAGUGAAAUUGAGAGAUUGCUGUUUGAUGAUUUGGUGGCAGAGAUUGCCGGUGCCUAGAAAUUUUGUAUCCGAGAUCAUAUUUGUUCUUAGGAAGAUUCCCUACAAUGUAAAUUGAGUAGGAUUAUGUCAUUUUCUUCUGAAGAUGAAUAAAGAGUUCACAAUCCUUUUUUCCCCAGUAGCAUUUAAGGUCGUUAGUAUAUCAAACUAAAGUGAUGUGAUAAUAAAGCCACAAACAGAUUUUAUGCAGUAUAAAAUAGCUUUCAAAUCCUCAA